AUGCCGAAAGCAUCAGAAAUAAAAAUCGACGAUUUUAUUAUCGAACCAGGAGAAAAGAUCGGCAAGAAAUGCCCAAAUAGCUUUUUUGUGUAUCGUCGCGUAUACACGAAGGAACUUUUACGACGCAACCACAGACUAGAGAUGGCCAUAGUCUCCAGAAUGGCAAGUAGUCAAUGGCGAAAUGAAAAUGCAAAGGUUCGCGAGGAGUACAGACAAGUUGCUAAGAUGAUUAGAGAGAGACUUGAAGUACUUGAGCAUAGUUUUCCAAAAUCUUUAUGCUAUAAGUUUGUUCCUUUCGAACAACCGAAGCCGUCUCCCAAUACAAAUGAAGGUCAACAAACUGUUUUAAAUACGAAAUUGUUAUCAAUGCUACAUUUAUGGUAUUCCAAAAGCAUUAUCGACGAAUUCCUUGAUAGACUUUAUUAA
This is a messenger RNA of Acaulospora colombiana, 426 nucleotides long. NCBI's taxonomy places the organism in Eukaryota, Fungi, Glomeromycota, Glomeromycetes, Diversisporales, Acaulosporaceae. The record is from the annotation of a GenBank genome assembly.